GCGAGACCAGAUAUAGUGAAUGCAGGGUCCGGGGAGACCAGAUAUAGUGAAUGCAGGGUCCUGGGAGACCAUAUAUAGUGAAUGCAGGGUCCGGGGAGACCGGAUAUAGUGAAUGCAGGGUCCGGGGAGACCGGAUAUAGUGAAUGCAGGGUCCGGGGAGACCGGAUAUAGUGAAUGCAGGGUCUGGGGAGACCGGAUAUAGUGAAUGCAGGGGUCUGGGGAGACCGGAUAUAGUGAAUGCAGGGUCCGGGGAGACCAGAUAUAGUGAAUGCAGGGUCCGGGGAGACCGGAUAUAGUGAAUGCAGGGUCUGGGGAGACCAGAUAUAGUGAAUGCAGGGUCCGGGGAGACCAGAUAUAGUGAAUGCAGGGUCUGGGGAGA
Molecule: messenger RNA, 379 nt
Organism: Staurois parvus
Lineage: Eukaryota; Metazoa; Chordata; Amphibia; Anura; Ranidae
Source: the annotation of a GenBank genome assembly